AGUAGGUAUUGUGUUAGUCUUCUCGUGUAAGUCAAUAGAGAAUGUAGUGCUGUGAAUUUAGCAUACAAAUUUAGAGGUAUUACAUUUAUGUCUUCUUUGUGUUUCAUUAAUUGCAUUAGUAAAUAAUAUUAAUAUGACGUGUCAUACACAAAGCUGGAAAUUGAAAAUAUUCAGUAUUUUAAUUGUUGUCACUUAUUGCCACGGACUUCAACAAAGUACGUUUGAUAUAUUAUUUAAAGGCAUUUAGUUAGGUAUUUAUAAAAACACACACGACUACAUUAAAAUAUCCUCGUUUUUAAAAGUUAUAAAAUCCUUUUGGUCCUUAUUAUUAUAUAUAUAUAUAUGUAUAUAUAUACCUAUAUAAUAUAUAGGUAUAUCAAAAUAUGUGUAAAUAAAUAUUGAAUAGCACUACAUAUUGGGUAAAAUCAACAUUUUACUAUAUUAUUAUAAUUAUGAUAAUAUAAUAUUUUAUAAAAAAUUUAAAGUGGUAGAACAUUGUUUUAAUUUUCUAAUUUUUCAAUUUAAUAAAAACAAAUUUACCUAAUAACAUUUUAAAGAACAAUAACUUAAAUUUUAAUUAUUAGUAGGCUUUAUAUAGUUUAUGCGUAGUUCGAUACUCUAGUAUUAUAUUAGAUAGGUAGGUAGGUAUAGGUAAGUAAUGAGUUUUUGUUAGGUUUACAAAAAUAUACAAAUGGCACCUAAAUAAUACCAACAUUAUAAAUGAAUAGUAUUUGAUAGUACUUAACCAAUGCAUAUGACACUUUUAGUCUUUGAGUUUUAUCCUCUUGUUGUUAAAUUAUAGUUCAACAAUUUUUUAAUUGUUAUGUAUUACAAUACGAUUUUAUGAAUGAGCACAUGGCCAAAAAAUCCGCUGCAGACUGCAGUAUUGGCAAAACAAAUCAGUUUGCGAAUUUCCUGUUAGAUAUGAAAUGAAACAAAAAAUAAAUAUGAUGAUUGAGUAAUAUAGUUGUAAUGAACAGGAAAUGAGUUUUAUAAUAAUAUUAUCUAUAUAUUAGUGAAUAUAUUUAAUGCUGUACCUACCUACGUACGCUAGAUGCAUAGGUACCUAUACUUGAUUUAAAGAGGGGGCGUUCUGACUAUCAAUUAUUUUUCAUAAGUGAAUUGGGAGCUGAACUGAACUCCUAUAGUAGUUUUAAAAUAUGGGAGAGGGGUUAAAUUACCCCUUAAUCUACAGAUGUACAUCAGUAUCUAUAUAAAAUAUAUUAAAAAAGAAACACCGAAAUUUAUUAGGUACCAAUUAGGUUUUACUAUAAUAACUACAGCUUAUAUCAAAAUAUAUUUUAACUCACGUUUAAUUAAUAAAUAAGCACUUUUAGUACUUUUUAGCUAAAAAAAAAAAUUAAUUAAUUAAUUAAUCAAAAUAGAUACCUACUAGGUAACUAACCAGGCUAACUUUUUAGUGCUUGAUUUUCAAGAUUAUAUUUGGCCUUUGAUUUUUGAGAGUAUUUUCAGUUUGUUUUUUUUAUUUACAUCAGAUAUAUUUUGGUCUAUACUAUCUCAUUUACUUAAUUCAGUACAGGGUAAUGAUGCGUUUUUCUCUUUUUCAGGAACUUUUAUAUUUUCAAUAUUUUCAUUAUUAUCGUAUCAAAAUAUUUCUGAGUAAUUUUUUCCAUAAUUUUAGUUAAUUAAUAAUUCCCCUUUUUAAUAUUUUUUCAAUAAAAUAACCUAACCUUAACAUUCAUAAUUAGAGAUGGUAGGAAACGUACAACAAAGUUAAAUCUUAAUUUUUGGUUACAAUAAUGGCACAAUUAGAGGCCUAUUUGGACUUAGCCGCUUCUUGAUCGCCUAAAGCUCUCGAAUUGGAGAUUCCCGCUAGUCAAAUUUAUUUAAUAUUAUAGUGAAGCUCCAGGUUUGAGAUACAUACGCUGUUAGGGUAGUGGCGCAAUUAGUACACAUUAUUGCAUUGACAUUUGAAAUAGUUUCUCAGCAAUUGCGCGUUGAUUUUUAAAUUUUAAGACACAGCGAGGUUUCAAUUUAAUUUUUUUUUUGUUCUAUAAAUAUCUUUUAUAUUAAAAAUCUUACUUAAUGUGGUUUUUUCAUAAGCGUUUUAAAUUCAAAUUUUGACGAAACUCGUAAAAUGUACAGUAUUCCUGAACAUGUUUAACCUAACCUAACUUAGAAUCGUAUUUCGUCAGCAAUGAUUUAUCGUUGUGCAUAGAUAUAAAUUAAAUAACUAUGUAUCCUACCAUCCCAAAUGAUUAUCUACAACAAUGAUAAAUCCAUCAGUAGUAUCACCUCUUUCUUAAUUAUUGAGUAUUCAUAGUAUUAAGUAGGUUCUGAAUUACCCACGUAUCUAGAUACCUAUAUGUAAUAUACUAAAUAUAAUUACUACAGGUCAGAUUUAAACCAGACAAUUUUAUAUCAUACCCGGACAUCCGAGGGCAUCGCACUAGAGUGGAAAAACAAUCAUAAUAUGGAAUAGACCUUGGGAAUAUUGAAUAAUUUAAAAAAUACAUAAUAAUUACAUUUCAGUCACACAAACCCUUCAAAAAUUCAUAAGUAAAUCCAUCAUUCCGUAGAGAUCCAAUCAUAAUUUUCGUAAUAAUAUUGUGAUCAUUACAAAAAUUAUUUUACGAGUUUAUUUGUUCUUCGUUUCUCCACUAUUUACAACAUAUCUGUGAUUAUGUCAAGUGAAAUUUUUGAUUCUGAGUGAAGCGAAGAGGCUUAUGGUUUUACAAAGAUGUUUUUAUUUUUUUUUAUUUGUGCGAAACUUUUCUACCAAAAGACUUACUCAGAUUUCUACGUGUAGCACUUUUUCUGAAAGAAAAUCGGCGAUGGGAAGUACUAAAGGAACGUUUUUCGAUUUUCUCAUUAAAUGCAAAAAACUGAAAAAAAAAGGGAAAAUAUAAGAAAUGUAGUUAGGCAUUAGUUAAAAUAUAUUACGGUCUUCUUUUUUUCUGUGUACAACUUUUUAACCAGCCAUUUAACAACAAAAUUUAAUGAUAGUAAUGUUCUUAAAAGGAAAAUUCUCUAGGGAGGUACUUUAGAGAAGUCAUUUUUUGAUUUUUCCGAGAGUUUUCACAGCAAAUGUGAAAAACCGGGAAAAAUGUAGGAAAACUGAGAAAAUCGGUACAACAUUAAACUAAUUUUAUUAAAGAAAAUAUACAAAGCCUAUUUAAUAAUUUACUAUGAAAUGUCAUUGUAUAUUGUUGACAAAACAUCAUUAUUAACUGAACUCCGCUCAGAAUAGUUUUUUUGUAAUCAAUAGUUUAUCGUUGUUUACAGAUAUACAUUAAAUUCCCGUCUACAUCUUAUCUUUCUAAUUUCCCACCUACACUAGUGGCUGCAUCCGUCUUCAUUACGUUACCUUUUUAAAAAUAAUUAUAGUUCCAAAAUGCUAAAACAACCAGGUGUAUAUUUACAAACAAUAUCCAAAAUUAUUAUUUAUUAAUAACACUACCUAAUACAUUAUUAUACAGAAUGUUUCAUUAAACAUGCUCACGCCAUUUUUAUGGUUAAAUUUUGUAUAAAUUAAAAUUGCUAAUUUGGAAUUUUUAAGUGUAGUUGAAACUAAUAUUUUUGAUUUCUUAAAUUUUCAAGUGAGAACAUACACAUUUUAAGCCAAAUUGUAAAUCAAUCAGAUUAUUAGUAGGUAUAUUAUCAAAUUAUAUUUGUAAUGGAUACACAUUAACGCAAUUAUUAUCAUUUUUAAUAUGUUUUGCAUUUUCGCAGCUAUAGAUAAAGGUUUCAUAAUAUUCCUUUUUACCACUAAAUUUAGUUGGAUUAAUUAUUAUCAUAACAUUAAUGGUGUACAAUAAUAUAACAGGUGUUUGUCAUUCUGUACAUUAGUGAAGUGAAAAUUGGCUUGUGAGGAAUUUAAAUAUACACGUCAACAUUGUCAUAAUUGGUAAUCAUCUUUAUAAUAGUUAUAAAAAUCAAAUAAUCAAUUUAAAAAGUGUCACCACAGAAUGGGGUUAUCCCUGUAUUUCUCAUAUUAUUCAUUUGCACAUCCGCUAAUAGCAACAUAAUUAAUAAAUGAUUAGAACAAUUAUAAUAUAUAGUUGAAAAUUAAAAUAUAAUAAGGAAUAUGAAUAAUAAAAAAAUAGGUAAAUAUAUUAAACAAUUUCACAUAUCUAUCAUUAAAAAUAACAAAAUUAAUAAUAGAGUCUUAUAAUGCCUUAAAUUUAUUGUAUUAAGUUAGCUAAAUAUAUAUAUUUUUUUUAAAUUACAUUAUAAAAUUACAUAUUAUAUAGGCACUACUAAUUUUUAAUUGAAUGAUAUACCACAUUUAAGUAUAUGAACUCCCCUACACACUUAAAACUGUUUUUAAAUAGAAAUUUAAAGUUAUAAUUACUGGAAGUAACAUUGUUUUUUGUUAUUUUCUCAAUAUCACUUAAAAUUUACUGAAAUGGCUUGUUUAAGUAAUAUUUUUAUUAUAUUUUCAACUUAAAGUAGAAUAUUAAAACACUCUUUCAAUGUUCAAUGCUUCAAAAAUAUUUUCUGAAAAAUAAAAAGUUUUAAAAUUAAUUCCUUUCAGAAUUCUGUACUGUAUCUAAAUUGGGUAUCAAAUUAUUAGAAUUUAUAUGUAAAAUAAUCAUUGUUAAAUAAUAUGUUUUAAUAUCAACAUUUACAGUGUUGCACUUUUCCCUGUUUUCGGUCUAAUCUUUUUUUUUGCCGCUAUACAUUAGGUUAUUCAUUUUUUUUUUUUAAAUUUACUGCAACACAGCUAAUGUGUUGCAGUAAUGACCUUUUUUUCUUAACUCUAUGCAUGCAUUAAUUUAUUCAGGAACAAACAACAAUAUGAUAUAAAUAUCUUUAUUUUAACGAUUGAUUAACUAUGAUUCCUCCCCCUUCUAAAUCCUUCAAAUAAUUACAUAAUAAUAUAACAAUACAAAUAAUAUAAACAUAUCAUUUUUUAUUCAGCUCAUUAGAUUUAAUAUUCAUGAAUAAAUUUAAUUAAAUUCAUAAAAAUCUGAAAUUAAACACUUUAUUUUAUUAAGGCCCAUAAGUGGAAUGAAUGUUUCAUCAUGUUUAAAAAUUCAUAUUACAUUUUAUUAAUUUCUCAGAUUAUUAUAUGCUUAUAUAUUCUUUAGAAAUUAAAACCAAUUUUUAAUUAAUAUUUUCAUGUUAUACAUAAUAAUUUAUAUUUAUUAUAAAACAUUUAGUUUUAACCUAAGAAUUUAAAUAGGUAAAUAUUUAUAUCACAGAAUAUAGUAAUAUCAAAUAAGCACCUAGUCAGUGGCGUGCCAGGAUUUAUCAAUGGGGGGAGGUGGUAACAACCGUUUCUGACUAUGCUACCACAACUAGCUAUUUAGUGGCGCAAUAUCAAAACAUCUUCAACACAUAAUAUAAUAUACUAUUACGAUUUACUAUAAUUCAAUAACGACAUUCCUUUUGGUUAUUAAUAAUACUAGUUUAUAGAACAACAAGUCUAUUUGUAUGCUAAUUCUAUUUAAUUUAUACCUAACAGACAUAACAUUUUUAAAUGAAAUUCUUUUUAAAAUAUAAUUAAUUUUAAGUAUAGUACAUACGUCAUACUUAUAUCACAUAGAAUGGUUAAGUUAAAAAUAAAAGUUAAAUGUAUUUACUACAAAAAGUAUGCCAAGAUACAAAAAAAGUUUCAUAUUAAAUUAUUAUAGAAAGAACGAAUUAUUAUAAAAGUUGCAUAACUUAAAAUACAUGUUGAGUUGGAUGGUUAACUUUUGAAUUUUUUUUUAUGAAAAAAUCAAUUUUGGCAGUCAGAAAACCGUUAUAAUAUCAUCAUAUUAAUAGAUUAUUUAAAUUAAAAUAUUGCUAAUGCAUCAUGCUUGACAAGCACACAGUUAUGUUAAUAUUCUUAAAAUAUAUAUAUAUAUAUUAGUAAUGUUGUUUUCGUUUUUUUUUUUUUUUUUUUUUUUUUUUAAUGUAUAAAAUAUGAAAUUUUUUUUCAGAAAUUGGCGAUGAAUGCAUAAAUAAAAAUGGAGAUGUUGGAUUUUGUCAAUUAAAAAAUAAAUGUACUAAAGAUGCUGAUUUAGGAACUAUAUGUAAUUCUGAACAAAUAACUAUAUGUUGUGCCAAAUAUAUUUCAAAAAAUAAACCAAAUUCAAAUUCAAGUUAUAGUCAUAAAGACGAUCAAUUACCACAAUCACGAUUUGGUAGUUUCUCCAGCUUCUUCCACACACCCAUACCAUCACAAAAACCAAUUACAAACAAUGACUUUUUAAAUCAUCAAAAACACAAUUUUAUAGGUUAUGCUCGACCUCAAAAUACAGAUACUGUAGUGAAAUUUGUUGAAAACAGACCUCAUCAAUAUUUUGAACAGGAUGUUAUUACUGAAUUGCUUAGUAAUAAUAAUAAUAAUAAUAAUUACAAUAACCAAAAUUUAAACAUUGAUGAUUUUAACAGUGAUCAAACUACUAGGAAAAAUAAAAUACGUCAAAAUAAUUAUAAUUAUGAAACACAAAGACCUAAUCAAUAUGGUAAUAAUAAGUAUACAUAUUAUCAAAUCACUGAGAAAAACACCCCAAAUUAUACAACUCAAAUAUUAAAUCAGAAUAAAAAUCUAAAUUAUUAUACAAGUACUCAAAAAUUACAAAAAAAUCUUAGCUUAGGAAACAAUGAUAAUAAUUCACAAUUUUCAACUAAUCAAACUAAUUAUAGUAAUUACGAAGAAAAUAAAAAACUCAAUCAAGAUACUAAUUAUCGUCAACCUACUACUAAUAAAUUGCACAGUGCUUCGACUAAUGAUGAUUUUUAUUUUACAACGCCAAAACAAAGACCAAUUGACAAUGAAAAACGAAUCAGUGAAAUAAGUAAAAUUAAAAUUGAACUUAGUAAAUUAAUAAUGAAAAUUAAAUGCUAAUUUUGACUGUAGAAUGCGAAGAAUAUUCCAAGUCGCUAACAACUACUAUUUCUGUAUUACCUUUAUCAAUUGAUGAUACAGCACCAAAACCAGUGUUGAAAGAAAAAUGUAAUUCAAAAAGUAUUGAAUUAAUUGUUGGCGGUACUAAAGCUGAAUUAGGAGAAUUUCCACACAUGGUAUAACUUGAUUAUUCAUUUUUAUGAUUACAAUAAAUUCUUAUCCUAUGCCUAAUGAGAUCAUAAAUUUCUUCCCUUAGAGCGGGACACCUGUACAUUUCGAUAAGAAAAGGCAAUUAUUAUUUUUGGCACAAAACAGUGAAAAUGUAAAAUAUAGUGAAAUGUAAUAAAACAAACAAAUCAUUCAAAAAUAAAUUUAAUAAUGAAUUUAAUAUAUUUAACAAAAAUAUUAUAUUAUAUUUAUUUAUUAAUAAUUAAAAAAUGAAGUAGAGCUAAUUUUACUCGUGCAGUUUAGCUGAUGGUAAUUUAUUACAUAUAUAUUUUUUGGAUGAGCGAGUGGGUAUUGUAUUUGGCUGUUGAAUCAAAUACAGUAACCAACAUUCUUAUCAUUCCUCAUGUAAUGAUAUGAAUUUGUAUUAAAAUUAAAUUGUGCAAAUUUUUUGAUAUUACACACUUUUGGUUGAAAUAUUUGUAUUACAUUUGAAAUUAAUCUUAGAAAUUGCAAUGACUCAUAAGCGACCAGUGUUAGACAAAUUACUAAAAUAGCUCUAUUGUACAAUUUUUUAAAUGUUAGUUACUGUAUUUUGUUUCAAAAAUCAUAUUUUUUUGUGCUGCGAUCAAUAAAUAAUUCCCUUUUUCGAUAAAAUGCAUUUCCACAGUUGCAUUUUUUUUCAAGCGAAAAUUUUGGUUUUUCGGAAACAGCGGGACACAUAACUCAAAAGUGGAACAUAUGGUCUUGUUACCCAUGCCUCAUUUGUUCUUAGCUUCAACAUCUUUCUCAUAACUAUUCUCUAAUCCUUAAUACAUUCAAAAUUCCUACUCUCUCCACCUGACACCUCAGUCAAUUAUAACAUUAUUUCUUUCUUAACGGAUCCAUAGAUGCUUCUGUCUUCCUAUCUUUGAUAUGUUUUCGCAUUCUUUCAUUCAAUGAUAGAAGUCAUCAACUAUUUGUAAUUCCUACACAGCUUAUUAUGGCCAUAGCAUAGAAUGCUACUUCUAGCUAACAAUUCAAUUUUUUAAUCUUGUUUUAACUUAAUAUUAAUUAUAUGUAUAUUUUGUAACCACUGUAUAUUUGAAUCUGUUAGUUUUCCAAUUUAUACAAAUUGUCUGCUUAGAUGUUAAUAAAUAAAUAAAUAAUAAUAAUGUAUAGGUGGCAAUAGGAUUUCGCACUGCCUCUGGAGAUUCAUGGAAUUGUGGCGGGACAUUAAUUAGUGAACAAUUUGUAUUGACAGCUGCACAUUGCAUUUAUAGCACAUUGUAAGUAAAUUAAAUUUUGAAAAUUUUAAACUGAUAAAAAGAAAUAUAUGUACAUAUAGUUUUUAAACAUAUUAUGAUUAUGAAUUUUACUAGUAAUUUUACAAUAUUACAAUAAACAUAUUCAAAUAAUAAAAAUAGAUAUUUCUUGAAACAUUUUUAUAGAGGUAAUCCAGUUAAAGUUAGAUUAGGAGAAUUAAAUUUACAGAAGAAUAAUGAUGGAGCUAGUCCACUAGAAGUUUUGAUUGAUGAAAUUAUUGUACAUCCUGAUUAUGUUUCACCAUCAAAAUAUUAUGAUAUUGCAUUAAUGCGUUUAGACAAGAUAGUUAGGUUUAAUAAUCACAUUCGACCAGCUUGUCUUUACAAUAAUGCCAAUAUUCCUUCUCAUAAAGUUACUGCAACUGGUUGGGGAAGCAUUCAAUAUGGUAAUCUAAAUUUUUUCAUACCUAAUUAUUAACAAUAUUUAAAAUCCCAUUAAAAUAUGAAGCAUUAUAAUUUACAAUUCAAUUAUUUUAACAUAGGCGAUCAAUCAAGUGAAGAUCUAUUAAAAGUAGAUAUAAAUAUUAUAGAUAAUGCAAAAUGUAAUCAAUUAUAUGAAAGUGAAAAGAAAAGAAAAACCCUCAAUAGAGGUAUUAUAGAUUCUAUGAUAUGUGCUGGAGAUUUGGCAGGAGGACAUGAUACUUGUUUGGUUAGUAUAAUUAUACAUUAAAUUAUUAUAAGCAAAAAAUAGAUAUUUACCAAAUAAAUAUGUAUUACAUACUAUUUUAGGGAGAUUCUGGCGGACCACUUGUAAUAAGAUCAGAAAAAAAUGCAUGUGUUUUCAAUUUAAUUGGAAUAACAUCAUUUGGUAAAUCAUGUGCAACUGAAAAUUCGCCGGGUGUGUAUACCAGAGUGUCUGCAUUUAUACCUUGGAUUGAAAAAAUUGUUUGGUCCUAAACAAUUAAUAAUUAAUGAAACAUAAAUAUUAAAUUACAGUUUUGUUUUAAUUGUAUACUUGAUUUUUAUAAAAAAUGAUUUUAUUUAACUUUUUUAAACUAUUUAUAAGGUAAUUCAUAAAUAUAUUAUGGUCAUCAAAAUUAUAUGCUUCAAGAGUGAUCAGAAGUAAUUACAUAAAUAUUCAAUGCCUAUUUUUUUUUAAUUUUUUUUUUUUUUUUUUGCAACACACAAUUUGGAGUGUUCUGAACAAUAAGUAUAUACUUAAUUAGUUGAAUUAAUUAUUAAGAAUUCUAAAAUAAACUAAAUAUACACAACUAAAAAUAAAUAUUAAUUGCUUUGUUGUUUAUAUAUUAAUUUAUAAAAACAUUUAUCCUGAUACCUCUAACAAAUACAAAUUUUCUUUUAAUAUAUAAAAUGUCUUG
This is a messenger RNA of Cinara cedri, 9590 nucleotides long. NCBI's taxonomy places the organism in Eukaryota, Metazoa, Arthropoda, Insecta, Hemiptera, Aphididae. The record is from the annotation of a GenBank genome assembly.